AUGGUAGCAGAGGGAAGCCUAGCGAGGAAUCAAUACCUUCAGCAGAACAGUCCUUACCCAGAUAAUUCAAGUUGUGAAGAAAAUGCGGCUCUCAUCUCAAACUGCGGCUCGGAACGCAACUUUGGUGGUGACAACCGCUUCCAGGAAUGGGGGUUGAAUCAACAAGCCACGGUCGCACAGCCAAGGCAUAACAUUUCUCGACAGCUCAAAAAAAUCUUCUCUAAAGAUCAGCCAGGGAAACUACCAACUUUUCCCGCAGAAACCCCAGGAUGCGACAUUUGUGAUAAUGGCCUAUUGGCAUUCAAGCACCACGGCAAAGUUCUCCUAAAGCCAAGAAACUCUGUGUCCAUCACCUUUUCAAUUGCAGCAAUUCUCCUUGCCAUUCUCGAUGCCCCAGCUUUCGUUGUCUUCGUCAGCAACUUGAUCGCCAUCAUUCCAUUAUCAGUCACCCUCACGUUUGCGACCGAAAAAUUAGCACGCGAUCUGGGUGAGACCGCCGGUGCCCUUCUCAACAUCAGCAUUGGUAAUCUAGCCGAGUUGAUUAUAUUUAUUACGGCGUUGAUGAAAAACAACAUUAGAGUUGUUCAAGCUUCGCUUCUUGGCUCAGUUCUGGUCAACUUGCUUCUCGUCCUGGGCUCUGCAAUCAUUGCAGGAGGAGUGAUUUCCCCUGAUCAAAUCUACAACAGCGAUGUGACACAAUCGUACGUAGGAUUGCUGAAUCUUACAGUGUCAUGUUUAAUGAUUCCGAGCGCUUUCUACGGGAGCGUGAAAAACGUCCAGUCAGCAGACCAUAUGGCACUGGCCUUCAGUAGGGGGGUAUCCGUCAUUCUGUUAGCGAUCUAUUUUCUCUAUCUCUUCUUCCAGUUCAAGUCCCACCCACAUCUUUUUCGCUCCCGUGCGCCAGGGUUCCAAUUCGAAGAAGCAAACAAUGAUCAGAGAAUGUAUGCGGCUCCAUCAGAGCAACGUUAUUCAGAUGUUGAAUCACAACGGGUGUUGCCCGAGAUCACAUCCAGGAGGACAUCCUUCGAGAGAGCUUUUGAGCCCGUUUCGUCUCCUCCGUCGCCCACAAGUCCAUCCACAGCUUCUCCUGAUAUCCAUGUUGAUUCCGGCUUACCCAUGAUCCAAAUUGACUCCAUUGAGAGAAGUAUGUCUCACUCAGCUACAUGGAAGCAUGACCGAGGAAAUGAAAUCGCCAAAGACCAGGACUCCCACCACUGCAGAAACAUGGUCCUAGCGAAUCGAAUUAUUUCAUUAGCGCUUUUGAUCAGUUCCACGGCUCUCAUCGCCAUCUGCGCCGAAUAUUUUGCGUCCAGCUUUGCCAUUCUGAAUGAGAAGGGCGUCCUCGGCGAGUCCUUUGUUGGCUUGAUCGUCAUUCCCAUCGCAGGGAACGUGGCUGAGAAUGUAACGGCUAUAGUGGUCGCAGCGAAGGAUCAGAUGGAUCUUGCAAUCAGUGUUGCGCUUGGCUCGGCCAUUCAGAUUGGGUUGCUGGUCGCCCCUAUGAUUGUACUGGCUGGCUGGGUCCUGGGCAAGCCGAUGAGUCUGCAUUUUGAUUACUUUGGAAUGGUGACGCUUGUCGGCUCCGUCCUUCUCGUCAGUUUCAUUAUCCUCAAGGGCAAGACCAAUUAUUUGGAGGGCGCCAUCUUGUGUGCCUGCUUUGCGGCGAUAUCGUAUGUCUUCCACAUCCGCGGUCCUCAUGAAUCUCACGAUUCUUCAUCUCGAACCGAACAGCUAACGUAUCUGGUGCAGUGUUGGAGCAUUUCUGUUGCCAAUACUUUGAUUGACGUAACGAAGGAGCUUGUCAUCUCUUGGCCGUGUGCUGGAUUCACACGAUACUGCAUAUUCUCUACCGCUUUCUGA
Messenger RNA from Penicillium macrosclerotiorum, 1857 nucleotides. RefSeq names its product Sodium/calcium exchanger membrane region. The record is from RefSeq and is a predicted model, not a curated record. Gene Ontology annotation, molecular function: calcium:proton antiporter activity. Gene Ontology annotation, cellular component: fungal-type vacuole membrane. NCBI's taxonomy places the organism in Eukaryota, Fungi, Ascomycota, Eurotiomycetes, Eurotiales, Aspergillaceae. The transcript has 5 exons. The coding region runs from base 1 to 1857 and encodes 618 amino acids. Gene Ontology annotation, biological process: calcium ion transmembrane transport; intracellular calcium ion homeostasis.